AUGAACAUUGAAAGGCUGAGAAAACUUGUUGAGCUGGUUGGGAAACAGAGGCUUGUGCUGGACCUUAGCUGUCGAAAAAAGGAUGGCAGAUAUACCAUUGUAACUGACAGGUGGCAAAAGUUCAGUGAUGUGUUUGUGGAUAAACCGACAUUAGAAUAUCUCGCUGCCUUUGCAGAUGAGUUUUUGGUUCAUGGUCUCGGUCAAGUCGUAACUUAUGCUGGGGGGGUGUCAACAAUGGAUGACCUAGAGAGGAUAAAGAAAGCAGGCAAAAGUCGAGUAGAUGUAACUGUUGGGAGUGCUCUAGAUAUAUUUGGAGGAGAUUUGCCCUACAAAGAUGUUGUCCUUUGGCACAAGAAGCAAAGUAUGGUUGGCCAAGUGUGA
Miscanthus lutarioriparius is the source of this 381-nucleotide messenger RNA. Lineage: Eukaryota; Viridiplantae; Streptophyta; Magnoliopsida; Poales; Poaceae. The record is from the annotation of a GenBank genome assembly.